Molecule: messenger RNA, 828 nt
Organism: Aspergillus melleus
Lineage: Eukaryota; Fungi; Ascomycota; Eurotiomycetes; Eurotiales; Aspergillaceae
Product: bZIP transcription factor
Exons: 2
Coding region: 1-828 (275 amino acids)
Biological process (GO): regulation of transcription by RNA polymerase II
Cellular component (GO): nucleus
Molecular function (GO): DNA-binding transcription activator activity, RNA polymerase II-specific; RNA polymerase II transcription regulatory region sequence-specific DNA binding
Source: RefSeq, a predicted model, not a curated record
AUGUCAGAUGAGCAAAUCGCUCGUCAGGCUGCCUCCAGCUUCGAUAGGCUCGAGAAUUUCAACUUCCUUCUCUCUCGACACGAUCCCGCCGUGGCUAAGAGUCGUCAGUACUCCUUCGACGCCGAUUCUGCUGGCCUGGCACCGCCGCUCCAGAAUUUGAAUAUGGACUACGAUCAGACUGAGGGAAUGGGCGGUCUGUCCGUCAGUUCCUACGAUAGCAUCGACGACGAACGCAGCCCGAUCGAUGUGAGAGGGUACCCGUAUGCAACCGGGGACAAGUCUAUCAACUACUCCAUACCGGACCAAAUGUUGUCCUAUUCUGCUCAUCCGAUCUAUCCGCCCAUCUCAUAUGGCCCCCCUGAUGACCUGGGUCAUGCCCCGGGGGCCCUGACGCCCUCGGAUGUCUCGUCCUCGAUAUCCCCGCCGAAUGGUCAAAUCGGCAACACCAAAUAUAGCACGCAAUUAUCCGGCGAUCAUAUCGUCUCCGCUCUAGGUCAGGAAGAGCAUGUCCGUCGCGCCGCCGAAGAGGACCGACGACGCCGGAACACCGCCGCCAGUGCGCGGUUCCGCAUGAAGAAGAAGCAACGCGAACAGACGCUCGAACGCACGGUGCGAGAAACCACCGAGAAGAACGCCAGCCUGGAGGCCCGCGUGGCCCAACUCGAGAUGGAAAACCGAUGGUUGAAGAACCUUUUGACCGAAAAACACGACACCUCGUCUAGUCGGAUGCCACCUCCCGAGACGCCCUCGAAUCAAAAGAACAACUCCGCCGGAAGCGGGCAAAAACAUAUCCAGCCAAAAAAGAAGGGCGUGGGUACCGACAACUAG